CUAUGACCAUUGACGCAAUGAUCAGGUGUACAUAUUCAGGAGGACUUUAAACCCACCGUUGAACAAAUGCGUCGAAGCUGACUCGGUUGUUGGGCCGGUGCCCAAUUUGGCAGACUUCGCCAUCAAAAGCUAUAAGUAGCUUCCGGCCUAGACGGAGGAGAACCGGCGUGUGAGAACGGUCCAAAUACGGCAGGACAUGACGUAAAGUCGAUCAAUGCGACUUUGGAGAACUCUGCGAUACACAAUUCAUAGCAUCUACACCUUUCACUAAGACCGAAACGACAGGACGCUCUCCACUACGAGACACCUGGGAUAAUACCCUUUCAUACCCAAGAUGUGGUGGUUGGACCCGGGGAAGGAGGUUCUAAACAUCUUAUUCAAUCGCAUCCUUGCCCCAUAUGUCGAAAAUCUGGACAUGAACCAAGUGAACUAUGGGAUUGGUCAAGGUCAAUUGACUCUACAUAAGUUGCGCUUGAAGAAGGGUGCAUUGGACAAAUUCAGACUUCCAGUCGAUGUCGUGGAAGGGCACCUCGGAAAGUUCACCUUGUCGCUGCACUGGUUGAACCUUGGUAAUCAACCGGUCGAGAUCUUGAUCGAGGAUGUCUAUCUUCUUGUCGUUCCAUCUUCGGAAAGUUUAUAUGACCCAGAAGAAGAAGAACGAAGAAUGCAGGAAGCCAAAUUUGAACGCUUGGAGAACGCCGAGUUAUUGCACAUCCGUGGAGAAGCAGAGCAAGUGCAAGGAGACACCCAGCAAUCUCAAGGCCUCAUUUCAUCGCUCAUUACGAAGAUCAUUAACAAUCUGCAAGUUACGAUCAAGAACAUUCAUAUUCGGUAUGAGGAUAAGCUGAGCGUGCCCGGCCAUCCAUUUUCUGCAGGAAUUACGCUCGCUGGGUUUACUGCAGUCUCAGUGAAUGAACUCUGGGAACCGGCCUUUAUCGACAGUACCGCAGGAAUCAUUCACAAAUUGUCUAAAUUGGAGUCACUGGCCAUCUAUUUCGAUACAGAUACAAGUAGUCUUGCUGGUCUGUCACACUCAGAGUUUGUCAGAAAAUUCACAGAAUUGAUUGCGCAUGGCGAGAAUAUGCCAAAUCAUCAGUUCGUACUGCAACCUGUCACCGGGGAGGGCAGGAUCAAGAUAAACAACAAGGUGGACAAGCAAACGCCACGUUUUGACGUACAGCUUCUGUUUGGGCAGAUCGGUGUUCUUCUCGAUGACAAUCAAUAUCGAGAUGCAAUUUCGUUGGUGGACAUGUAUCAUUUUUACAUCCGACAGCAUCAGUACCAGAAGUAUCGACCCUCGCAAAAAGAGCUUGAAGAAAACAAGCCUCAAGCAUUACUUCGAUUUGCAACAACUUCGAUACUCGAAGAAGUGCGCGAACGCCACAGAAAAUGGACUUGGGUCUACUUCGCCGAACGUCGCGAUGAUCGUCACCGAUACGUCGAGCUAUUCAAGCAAAAACAGAUGGCUCCUCUUAAUCCUCUGGACACAACUAUGUUGGAUGCCCUUGAGAAGAAGCUGUCGUAUGAGGAUAUUCGCUUCUAUCGUUCGAUAGCUCGAUCGCAACUUCGAAAGGACAUGGCGUUCAUUCGUAAGCAGGAGGAAGAACGCAAGAAACUACAGCAACAGCAAGCAAAGAGCACCUGGACAGGAUGGCUAUGGGGUUCCUCAGCGAGCACAAGUGCGGAAACUACCCCGAUUGAACCAGUCUUCAAUGGAGAAAUGACCGAAGAACAACGCAGAGAGCUUUACGAGAUUCUCGACUACGAUGAAAAAGCAGCUCUCGCUGAAUCGUUCCAGACACCUCGGGACGCGCUCAAGGCCCGAGUUGUUGCUACCCUCAAUCGAGGUUCCUUCGCUCUCAAGACCGACCCGCAUGGUCUGAACAAGGAGAUUAUAUCGGUUGUUGCCGAGUCAUUGCAGUCGACGUUCCUUCAGAGACCGGACAACUUCGAAGCGACAGUAUCCUUGGGAGGAUUUGCUGUUCGUGACGGUACGACUAGCAAUAGUCUUUACCCUUUCAUUGUGCAUGUUCAAGAUACGAAGAGCAAAGCUCUCACUCCGACGCAAGAUGAGAAGCAGAUAUACGACCCUGCAGAUCCUUUCUUUUUCCUCAAGUUUGAGCAUAAUCCUUUAGAUGAACGGGCUGAUAAUGCAUUGACGGUUCGGAUGAGAUACAUGGAGAUUGUAUAUCACAAAGGAUACGUCGAAGCGAUUUACAGGUUCUUCAAGCCACCAGCGAGUCAGUUGGAGUCUGUCGAAGCGUUAUUAGAUGUUGCUACUGAGACUCUCGAGGGCCUUCGCAGAGAAACGAGAGCAGGACUCGAAUAUGCACUGCAAACUCACAAGACGAUAGACGUGCAAAUGGACCUGAACGCGCCAAUCAUCAUCAUACCCGAGGAUAUUACUACCAAUCAUUGCAAGCAUCUUGUGAUCGAUGCGGGUCACAUCUCGAUCGAAAGCGAGCUUGCAAAUAAGAAGUCUAUCAAGGAGAUACAGAUGAAGCGAAAGCAACAAUAUACUGACGAGGACUACAAGCAACUGGAGUCUAUGAUGUACGACAAGCUGUUAGUACGUUUAGAAUCGGCGCAGUUCCUCGUUGGCAAUGAUUUACAAUCGUGCCUCGAAGCACUCACUUCGGAGAAUCACGAUAACCUGCAUCUGAUGGAGCGAAUUAACGUCGACUUACAAGUCCAGAACUCGAUCGUCCCUACAGCUUACAGCCUUGCUCGGUUCAAGGUCUCUGGUCACUUACCGGCUCUCCAAGUGAACCUCUCUGACACUAAGUACAAGUCUCUCAUGAGGAUAGUUGAUGUAGCCAUUCCCAAUUUGGAUGAUGAGCAUGGCCAGGGUGCUCCGGCUCCUACGGGAGGCCAGCACCCGAAAUCUGCAUUCAGGCUUCCUUCUGCAUUCUUUGGAACCUCUGGGCCGGAAUACAACAUCGAUGAUGGGGAUAAGGAAAGGAAACCUGAGGAACCGACACAGGGCUCAGCCGCGGACGAGGGCGACGAGUUCUUCGAGGCCGAACAAGGAGACACGAAGGGGGAUCCCCAACUUCAUCAGCAUAUCUUCGAGCUUAAUUUUCAAGUGGACGCAUUACGUGCGUCGUUGUUCAGGUCCACAAAUGAUGGCAAUGAGAAGGAGGUCGGUAACGUCUCGUUUGAACGAUUUAGCUUGGACUUUUCCAUGGCCAAGUACGUCAUGAACGUCGACGUCAAUCUCAGGUCAUUGUCCAUGAACGUAGUUCAGCUUGGGAAAGACCCUCUGCAGUUCGUAUCGUCAGCAAGUGUCAAUACCAACGAUGAGCUCCUUAUGGUGAAGUAUGUUCGGGUCCAACCACAGUCACCCGAGUUCAUCAUCGCCUACGAGGGGAUCAACCAAAGUGUUGACAUCAAAAUCUCUACCUUCAUAUUCCGUGCAGCUCCAGAACCCGUCAUCUCCCUCCAUGACUUCAUCAUGAACACAUUCGUUCCUCAACCAGACACGAACGCCUCCAUAGAGCCGCCACCUCAAGAAGUCAAAGAGAACGGCAAUGUAUCCCCUGAGGUUGUCGUCGCCCAAAGUGCAGUCGAGAAGAUUCGGGUGCAGAUGAGACUUGCUAGUGUCCAAGUGAUCUUGCUCAAUGAUAUCAAAAUCGCAACCCUCUCUCUAUCAACGGCGGAUGUUGCGAUUCUUCUACGUGCGAAUACCCUUCGGAUAAAUGCCCGCUUAGGCAGCCUUGCUCUGAGCGACGAUUCUACAGUGGAUACGAGCCUGCCUGAAUUCAAAGAUAUUCUAUCAAUCGAGGGUGGCAACUUCGCAGACUUCCAAUAUCAGACCUACGACCCAGAAGAUAAAGAGACCUACAAGGGUAUCAAGUCCUCUGUCUACCUCAGCACUGGUUCUCUAAAGCUUCACUAUCUUGAGCAACCGCUACACGAGAUAUACCUCUUUAUGUUGAAACUUGCGGAAUUCAAAGGGCUGUACGAUGCUGCCACCGAGGCGGCAGUGCAGAGGGCAUCCGAGAUCGAGCGAAUGCAGUUCAAUGUGACGAUCAAGUCUCCCAUCAUUAUAUUCCCCUCGGAUGCUCGACAAUCACUCGAUGUUCUUACAAUGCGGCUGGGUGAAAUCAAAAGCCAUAACUCCUACGAUUCGGUUGCCAAUCGUAUCGAGGCCAGCGUAAUGGGCAUCCAGUUGUCAUCUGUGAUUCACUACGACAACAAGCCAUUCGUCCUCAGGUUGAUAGAUGACAUCGAUAUCAGCGCGAAGGUUUCUCAGUUCAACGAAAUAGAUCGGUCGAAGGAGCUUGAUCAUCCUGAUACUCAGGUGGUGGUCAAAGUUUCCGACAUACGCCUUCAUCUAACUCAGGUGCAAUAUUGCCUUCUUAUUCAGCUAUCUCAGUCAUUUGCACGGGUUUUGGUUGUGCCGACAAGCGACACUGCUCAGGCGUUGUCAACUGUUGUAACAAGCACUUCUUUAGAGAAGCACUUACCAGACCUACCAGCCCGAUCUCCUGCCGAAGCAGUGGCGGAUCUAAUACCGGAGGUUCACACCUUGGAUGAUCGUCUCUGGAGCAAGGUCGAUGUCACUGUCACUGUUGAUGUGGUGAAGCUGCAUUUGUACGACGAAGGUGCAACGUCGGAGGAUGACCUCAAGUCCCAUGGAAUCGUGAGAUUUGCACUCAACUACUCCAUGCUGAGAGCCAAGAUGCUUUCCGAUGGUGCCUUGGAAGCUCAGGUCGUUUUGAAAUCCUUUACCAUGAGCAACACCCGUCUGGGGAAUUCUAAAUUCCGCGAAAUAAUACCUGCCGCUCAGCAUAACCGAGACCAAGUCAUGAUUCUGUAUACAAUGUCUGGAGGAUCCGAACAAACGUCUUUGGCCGUGGUCACUGUGGACUCCCCGCAAGUGAUAUUGGCCGUGGAACCAGUCAUUGCUCUUUUGGGAUUUUUCUUGAGUGCAUUCCCGUCGAAUGAUGCAGUUGCAGAGUCAACCCCACAAUCCGAGGUUCCAUCUGAACCUUCUAACUCAGUACAAGCGACCUCGAACAUCAACUUCCGUUUGGAUCUUCAUGACGUUUCGGUCAGUGUAUUAGAGAAUGAUGCAGAUCUGGAGACUCAGGCGAUUCGUCUAUGCGUGGAUAAAGUGCUCAUAUCCCAGCAGGGAAUCCUAGCUUUGAGCGUCGACCGUCUAGGCAUGUCGCUCACCAGAAUAGGCAAAACAUCCGAGAGUGUGCGAUUCUUGGAUGAUGUGGAUUUGACUUGUUCUCUCGACAGUCGCUCGUCUACAUCUCAGCAGAUGACAAGUAUAGAAGUCUCCAUCAGGCCGGUCGUAUUUCGUGCAUCGUAUCGGGAUAUCAACCUCAUCUCCACCAUUGCCAACAAGGCCAUUGAUCUUUACACGAAAUCGAUACAGGCUCAUGCCUCCCCUGCAAAUGCAUCUCUCACCAACGACUCGCGCAUGGUUGGUAAUAAAAAUUCUGUAGUCGUGGGCCGAUCCAUUCGCCAAACAUCUACAUUGCGGCCUGUGGGGCAUGCAAAGGUUUUGACAAGCAAAGAGCAGCUGAAAGCUACCAUCGACGGUUUCCGCUUGAUCCUUAUUGGAGACCUUCAUGAGCAGCCCAUGCUGCAUCUUAGGGUGAAACCAUUCACUUUGAAUGCCAAUGACUGGUCUGGAGAGUUGCAAGCAAUGACUACAUUAGGUGUUCACAUCAGCUAUUGGAAUCUGACGAACUCCCACUGGGAACCUCUCAUUGAUCCCUGGACGUUUAGCCCCUCGGUGGCUCGCGACGGUCCGACAGGGGGAAUAACUGUGGCCGUUACCGCUAGGGAACGUCUGAAUCUCAACAUUAGCACGACUUUCGUGGAACUCGCCAUAUCAACUGUGGCUACGUUCAGCAAGGAGGGGGAGCAGGUUCUCAGAAGCUCUCGUGGCAGCAGUGCUCCAUACCGUAUUGUCAACCGCACAGGGUAUCCCAUCUUCGUCUGGUCUGACAUAGAAGCGAACGCGAACGUAAAAGACGCGAAUGCUACCCAGAUCAACCAUGGCAAGACGGUUGAUUGGCGGUUCGACGAUUGGAAGACCAUGCGAGAGCAUGUUUCUUCAACCGGCCACAAUAGCAUCGGGUUGCGCUUCAUAGGAAAACACUGGGAUCAACUCCGCAGCAUCCCUGUUGAUAGAGCGGGGGAGUAUGCAUUUUCUCUCCGACCGAGAACGGAGAAGUACACACACAGGUUGCUUUGUGAGGUAAAGGUACAAGACAACGUCAAAAUUGUGACCUUGCGUUCGACCUAUAAGGUGGAGAAUAAUACUCUCUACCCUCUCGAAGUCACGCUUGUAGACGAAUCUGGCCAACCAGUUCAACCUCUAGAAAAGAUUGCGCCGGGGCAGGACUAUGCAUUACCAGUAGAAGCCGUAAGCCAGAAUCGAAUCAGGAUACAGCCAGAUCAGGGCUUUGGAUACAAAUGGUCCCCUGCGAUACGAUGGGAAGAUCUCAUCGCUAAACGAGCUUUUGCCAUACGUUGUCCUCACGCAGAUCCUAGCGAGGCUGCCUUCAGAUUUCAGGGUUGGGUUGACACAGAUCCCGCCGAUCUCCAAGCUCGAAAAUACCCUAAGAUCACGCUCAGACUACGGGCUCCAAUCGAGUUAGAGAACCUCCUGCCGUAUAACUUGGAAUAUAGGAUAUAUGACAAGGACACUGAUCAAAACUGGCGAAGUUAUCUGCGUAAAGGUGGUGUCAUGCCAGUUCAUUCAGUUGAGCUUCGACAUCUGGUGCUGCUGAAUGUGAAUGUUCAGGAUACCCCAUUCAAACCUAGCGACUUUGCCAUUAUCAAUACCGAUGGCAAUUCUGACUUUGAUGUCGAGAAGCGUGUUACACUGAGAGACGCGAAAGAUCGCAAGUUGGACCUGCGGUUGCACUACGUGAGGUAUCCCGAUUCAGGAGGAUGUUUCAAAGUCCAGAUAUAUUCUCCGUAUCUGGUGAUUAACAAGACAGGACUACCAUUCUUAGUCAAACCAAGGUCUACACGCAUGGGCAACGUACUAGAUGUUGCAGGAGAGACGAGGCCAGACGUCCUGUCUCAACCCACUCCUUUCAUGUUGUCACACCCGAACGAUCAGGGGAAAGAAUUUACGUUUAAAGUUGGAAAUUCCAUGUGGUCGCAGGCCGUUAGCUUGGAGGCGCCCGCUGCCGAUACUCGCCUUGUGAUUCCAUCUCAAACGCAGAGAGCAGAGGAGAUCCAUGUCGGAUUGUCCUGGUCUGAAGGAUUUGGAAAGUACAAGUUAACGAAGGUAAUCACUUUGGCACCCAGAUUUUUCGUCAGGAACGCCUCCUCCGAUCCUAUCGCUUUCCGGGAACAUGGAGCACCUCCACGGGGUCGCUCGAGCUUAAAAUCCGGCGAAAGAUGUCCUCUACACUUCACACGUGCAGGUGACCCGAAAUUACUAACCUUCGCAUUCCCUGGUUUGAAUGCACGAUGGUCAUCGCCAAUCAAUAUUGAGGACAUUGGAUCUGUUCACUUCCGUAUGAGGAUGCCUAGCGACGACACGACUGAUCAUCUUAUGCGCGCGGAUGUGAAACUUGGGGGAUCGUCAAUCUUUGUCGUUAUCGCUCGUGCUACAGAAGGCUGGCCGUUCACUAUAGAAAACGAUAGCGAUUAUACUUUCACUCUUCAUCAAACGGAUGCGGAACACCCCGAUGCUGGACCAGCAGCCGAGUCUGUCAGAAAGUACACCCUGUCAAAAAGGUCAUCCAUGGGCUAUGCUUGGGAUUAUCCUGCUGGGCGGGACAAGCGAAUCAUUCUAUCUGUGAACCACUCGAAACGGGCCAUUGACAUCAUGGAAAUAGGUGACCUAGUGCCCUUCAGAUUUUCUCAGCAACGAGAGGGUACUCGCACUGUAUCAUUAGAUAUACGUGCAGAUGGUCACAAACAGGUCCUUCGUAUCACCAACUACAACCCUGAGAUCAGUCUUUACAAACCCAGGCAAAGAGGGCCCGGCUCGUUAGCGAGACAAGACACCAUCAGCAGCCAGGAGGCCUUCGAGGCCGUGCAAGAGGAGGUUUCGCCGACCUUUACAUUCAAACUCGACCUCGAGGGCAUUGGAAUGUCGUUGAUUAAUCGCAGAAUGAUCGAAGUUGUCUAUCUGUCAGCCAAUGCACUAAAGAUCGAAUAUUCGGAUAGCGUGGUUGCUCAAGCGGUAACGGUAUCGUGUGGCAGCUUGCAACUGGAUAACCAGUUACACGAAGCUCUAUUCCCUGUUGCACUGCAACCCACGCCUAUACCCAAGGAUGCGAUUGUGGCAUCAUUACCAACGGUACAAGCGUCUGUCAUCUGGCUCAAAGAUCAGGAGCAUGGCGUUUUCUUCGUCAAAUAUUGCUCCAUCUUACUGCAAGCAUUGACUGUGGAGGCUGACGAAGAUUUCCUCUUUGCGCUAUAUGACCUGACGAAAAUCCAAGGCGCAUCCUGGGAUGAAGGUCAAGAAGAUGUUUUGAUUCCCCAAGAGGAAGGCAUUGUAGAACCUGAAACGACCGCUGGCGGAGAAGAUUAUUACUUCGAAGUGUUGGAAUUGCAACCAAUCAAACUGACCAUUUCCUUCAUGCGUACCGAACGAGUGAGCAGUGAAGAGAAGUUGAGUAUACGCAACCCAUUCGCAGUAGUCAUCAACGCAAUCACCAUGGCUGUCGGCAACAUCAAUGAUGCACCACUGGAGAUGAACGCGCUUGCUAUCAAAGACAUGCGUCUCAAUUUGCCCGACCUACAGCAGCGCAUCAUGUAUCACUACCGCCAGGAAGUACUUCGCCAACUCUACCGUAUAUUGGGCUCCGCAGAUUUCAUCGGAAACCCUGUUGGAUUAUUCACGAAUGUCAGUUCUGGCGUGGCUGAUAUCUUCUACGAGCCUUUCAAUGGGGCGAUCAUGCAUGGCGACAGAGACAUCGGCAUUAGCAUCGCGAAGGGCGCGGCAAGCUUCGUGAAAAAGACAGUGUUCGGCUUGUCUGAUAGUUUCACUAGAAUCACGGGUAGUGUUGGUAAAGGACUCUCUGCUGCCACAUUUGAUUCCGAGUACCAGAUGCGUCGCCGCUUGGCUCAACGCCGUAACAAGCCGCGACAUGCAAUCUAUGGUGUUGCGGCGGGCGCGGAAGCCUUUGCUAACAGUGUUGCUAGUGGUUUCGAAGGUGUAGUGCUAAAACCGAUCGAGGGCGCUGAGAAUGAGGGGGCUUUGGGUUUCUUUAAAGGCGUCGGGAAGGGACUCGUAGGCGCUGUGACGAAGCCUGUCAUCGGAGUGUUCGACCUGGCCUCGAAUGUGGGCGAAGGUAUCCGUAAUACAACUACCGUAUUCGACAGACCGGAGAGGGACCGAGUCAGACUGCCUCGCCAUGUCCCCUUUGAUGGUGUACUUGUCCCAUACUCCGAUCGCGAAGCUCUAGGCCAAUACUGGAUGAAGGAUUUGAAUGACGGAGCGUACAGGGACGAACUCUACGUUGCACACAUAAACAUUCCCGGUGGUGACAACGUUGUACUUUUGACUACCACCAAGGUCUUGUCGUUCUGGUCCAAUAAGCUUCGCCUAGAAUGGGAGUUACCAUUCACUCAUGUUCAAGGGGUCACAAUCGAGGACACCGGAAUUCGAUUUGCUCACAAGGGUGGCAAGGAGCACGAUAAAUUCGUCAUGAUUCCAGACAAGUCUGCUCAAAGCUGGUUUUUCGGCCAGGUUGCAACUGUUGUAAAAGCUUUCAACGCUCGUCGUCGUAUGGAUUCCUAAUGUAUAGUGUAUACACGGACUGUAUAGGAUAUAGGAUGUAUCCAAGGAUGUAUUGCUAGAACUUCUAAUAUAUCAUGUAGAAUGAACUAG
This is a messenger RNA of Somion occarium, 9823 nucleotides long. The record is from the annotation of a GenBank genome assembly. Lineage: Eukaryota; Fungi; Basidiomycota; Agaricomycetes; Polyporales; Cerrenaceae.